CCCUGCCCACACGUGGCAGCCGCGCAGUGAAUCAUUCAAAGGAAAGAGAGCGAGAAGGCGCUCUCCUUGGGAUCCGUCACUCCAUUCUCACCCCGCCCUCCACCUCUCGCUCUCAAACCCCACUCUCUUAGAUCCAGAGCAAGAACCAGAACUCCCAUUUCCUACUCCUUCCCUUCUCCUUCCGUAUAACCCUAGAGUUAGCUUCCUGUUCUUGGUUCUUGAUCGAUGGCCUUCGCGUUCGCGGGGAUUCGCUUCUCCGCCGUGCAAGCUCCGGGGCUGUCACGUCGGUCUGGGAUUCAUGGAGAUCGCCAGAACGGUGGGAAUCACUCACUCCUAUUCUUGAAGAAGGGUUCUUUCCCGCGGAACAUGCUUGGUGGAAAUUCUUCUUAUGAACCUGAUUCUGCAUCUAUGACUGUUUUUGCAUCUGGAAAGGUGUUGAUUCCAGGCGGUGAAAGUGAUGGUUUCUCAUCUUCUGCAGAUUCAACUGGGAACCCUGAAGUAGCUCCUGAUGACGUGCAGGUGUUACAAGAAUCAAGAGGUCUACCCAUUGAAGAUGAGGAUAAGGUAGCAGCUAGGCAGACAACGACGUCUUCAGAAGCUAUGGAUGAUGAAAUCAUGAAUCAAGGUGUUAAACAGUCUUUACAUUCUCGAGCCAAUCAGACCAUUGAAAAAGUUGAGGAGAAACCAAGAUUUAUUCCUCCACCUGGUACUGGACAAAGAAUUUAUGAAAUUGACUCAUCUUUGGAAGGUCAUCGUGCACAUCUUGAUUAUCGAUAUAGCCAGUACAAGAAAAGCCGUGAACUGAUUGAUCGGUAUGAAGGUGGCUUGGAUGCAUUCUCUCGUGGCUACGAAAAAUUUGGCUUUAUCCGCAGUGCUGAUGGUAUUACUUACCGUGAGUGGGCCCCUGGAGCAAAGUCAGCAGCACUGAUAGGAGACUUCAACAAUUGGAACCCCAAUGCUGAUGUCAUGAAUCAGAAUGAGUUUGGUGUGUGGGAGAUUUUUCUGCCGAAUAAUGCAGAUGGCUCACCUCCUAUACCCCAUGGCUCAAGUGUCAAGGUAUGUUUUCUUCUUGGACAUUCGGUGAACUAUUGGUUGAAUGUUCUCUUUGAUGUUCUAAAUCCUUAUUUUACUUGUUUGCUGUAAUUACUGCAUAAGAUA
This is a messenger RNA of Phoenix dactylifera (date palm), 1158 nucleotides long. NCBI's taxonomy places the organism in Eukaryota, Viridiplantae, Streptophyta, Magnoliopsida, Arecales, Arecaceae. The record is from RefSeq and is a predicted model, not a curated record.